Messenger RNA from Dioscorea cayenensis subsp. rotundata (Guinea yam), 2665 nucleotides. Its product is annotated as exocyst complex component EXO84B-like. Lineage: Eukaryota; Viridiplantae; Streptophyta; Magnoliopsida; Dioscoreales; Dioscoreaceae. The record is from RefSeq and is a predicted model, not a curated record. Gene Ontology annotation, cellular component: exocyst. Gene Ontology annotation, biological process: intracellular protein localization; exocytosis; Golgi to plasma membrane transport.
AUGGCUGCUGUGAAGUCAUCCCGAUCUAGGGCUUCUGCGCAUCAGGGGCCGUUGCCCGUGGGCUCCUCACAGCACCCCAAUGGUGGUGCUGAUAAUGGCGCCCCGCUCGCUGACAAGCUCAAGAUCUUCAAGACCGAGAAUUUCGACCCUGAUGCCUAUGUGCAGUCCAAGUGCGAGACUAUGAAUGAGAAGGAAAUAAGGCAUUUGUGCUCUUAUUUACAAGACUUGAAGAAGGCUUCUGCGGAAGAAAUGCGUAAAAGUGUUUAUGCUAAUUAUGCAGCAUUCAUCAGAACAUCAAAGGAAAUAUCAGAUCUAGAAGGUGAGCUCCUGUCCAUUAGAAACCUGCUAUCUACUCAGGUGGCUCUGAUUCAUGGAUUAGCUGAAGGGGUUCCGACUGAAUCCUUGUCUGCUGGUUCUGAAAGAUCCUUAGGGGAUGAUAUGUCAAAAGCUGAAGAUCGAGAACCUUCUGAUAUAGAGAGAUGGGCAAUUGAUUUCCCAGAUAUGCUCGCCGUGUUGCUUGCUGAGAGGAGAGUGGAUGAAGCUUUGGAUGCUUUGGAUGAAGCUGAUCGUAUAGCUGCGGAAGCCAAACAAAACAAAGCACUGAAACCAGCUGAACUUCGUUCAUUACAGACUGCUAUUACUCUGCAUCGACAAAAAUUAGCAGAUCAGCUUGCUGAGACUGCUGGUCAGUCUUCUACUCGUGGUGUGGAGCUUCGUGCAGCUGCUUCAGCUCUUAAAAGGCUUGGAGAUGGCCCCCGUGCCCAUACUUUGCUGCUUAAUGCUCAUUAUCAAAGGCUUCAAUAUAACAUGCAAACUAUCCAUCCAACUAGCACUUCAUAUGGGGGAGCAUAUACUGCCGCCCUUUCACAGCAAGUUUUCUCUGCCAUUGCUCAAGCUUUGCAUGACUCACUGGAUGUCUUUGGUGAUGAUUCAGCAUUUGCAUCAGAAUUGGUGGCGUGGUCUACGGAGCAGGCAGAGACCUUUGCACAGCUUGUAAAGAGGCAUGCAUUAGCCUCGUGUGCUGCUGCUGGUGGCUUACGAGCUGCAGCGGAAUGUGUUCAGAUAGCCCUUGGUCAUUGCUCCUUGCUGGAAUCUCAAGGUUUAUCACUUUCUUCUGUUCUGCUGAAACUCUUCAGGCCCAGUGUUGAGCAAGCACUGGAUGCUAAUUUAAAGCGAAUUGAAGAGAGCACGGCUGCACUAGCUGCUGCUGAUGAUUGGGUCCUUACAUAUCCACCAUCUGGUGCACGAACGUCCAAUAGAACAUCUAGCACCUCUGUUGGAAAUCAACCAAAGUUAUCUAGCAGUGCACACCGUUUCAACUCUAUGGUUCAGGAUUUCUUCGAGGAUGUUGGGCCAAUUCUGAGCAUGCAGCUGGGUGGUCCCACAUUGGAUGGCCUUCUACGAGUUUUCAACUCGUAUAUUAGUUUGCUGAUAAACGCCUUACAGGGGUCUAUUGAAGAUGAUGGGAAUGUGGGAGUUUCUGGGAAUAAAAUAGUCAGGAUGGCAGAGACUGAAGCACAGCAGUUAGCUUUGCUGGCAAAUGCGUCCUUAUUAUCUGAAGAGCUUCUCCCUCGUGCAGUUAUGAAGCUCUCCCCAACUUACCAGGCUAAUGGCAUCGAUGAUACACGUAAAAGGGCUUCAGACAGACACAACCGCAUGCCAGAGCAACGAGAAUGGAAAAGAAAAUUACAACGUUGUGUUGACGGGUUGCGAGAUAGCUUCUGCAGGCAGCAUGCUCUUGAUCUUAUCUUUACAGAGGAUGGUUUUACCCACUUAAGUGCAGAUAUGUACCUAAGUUUGGAUGGAAGUGGGUAUGAACCUGAUUGGUCACCCUCACCUAUAUUUCAGGAACUAUAUGCAAAACUUAAUAGCAUGGCAAGCAUAGCUGCUGAUAUGUUUGUAGGAAGGGAAAGGUUUGCUACCUUGCUAAUGAUGAGACUCAUAGAGACAGUUAUAUUAUGGCUCUCUGAUGAUCAGGCCUUUUGGGAGGAAAUUGAAGAGGGGCCAAAACCUCUGGGUCCUCUCGGCCUUCGUCAGUUUUAUCUGGAUAUGCAAUUUGUAAUUGUCUUUGGACAAGGCCGUUUCUUAUCUCGUCAUGUUCAUCAAGUUAUCAUGGACAUUAUUGAAAGAGCCAUGGCUGCGUUUUCUGCAACUGGCAUGGAUCCAGACAGUGCUCUCCCUAAUGAUGAUUGGUUUAUCGACAUUGCUCAAGAAACUGUCAGUAAAAUAAGCGGAAAAACCCGAGUGACCACCGACAGAGAACCUAACAGCCCGACUGCCUCUGUCUCCGCACAGUCGAUGUCUUCUGUCAGAUCUCAUGGGAGCUCCUAGCUUACAAUUUUCAAUGUGAACUACAAUUGAAUGAACAUAAAUCGAUAACUGGUGAAUCGAACUCAGCAGCUGACCAAUGUUAUAGUCCUUGUAAUCCUCAGCUUCAAGUGGUUUUCUUGCAGCCCAUUGUACAACAGGUUCCUUUUAUCAUUUUUUUUUCUAUUUGAUUAUUUUCUUGUGUUUCUUUUAAUAUCGCUCAGUGCACGAUCGAUCUUUUCUAGGAUUAUUUCUUGAUCUUUUUUUUUUUGUUGAGCUGUUGUUUGUUUGUAUCUGUAAAUGUUUAGUACAAAAAAUUUCAGUGUAUCAUUCUUUUUCUCUGUUGGCUUUGAAUUUA